CAGUUAAGAGCACCAAGUAGUACAGAGGCAGUCGAGGACACGACACCAUCACGAUUACCUCCGCCAUGCUGGUGUACUUGAUCUUGAGCGUCUUGAUCGCACUCCUCCUUGGGCUCAUCCUGUACCUGGCGUGCUUUGUGCCAUACCGCCAGAGCGUGCUCACAUCCCAAGAUCUGACCGUGUUCCAAGAGCCCGAUGCCGAUGUCUUUCGUGAAAACUUGUCCGACAGCUUUGUGGAGCAACAGUUGUGGGUCUGCAGUGUCUGUUCGUUCUCGAACCUCCCCGACAAAGCCCAUUGCGACCUCUGCCAAACCGUGCGCGAAACCAAGCGAUUUAAAAUGCCCAGUCUGUGGCAGCCCCUGUUCCAACCAAGGACCAAACCACAUCAAGACGUUAAACGAAGCCGCGCGAAAUCCGACGAGCUGCGCCUGAACAAGGUCCAGCUAGCCGCAUCCCGCCGCCACAACUGGAAGCGCGAAGCCAUGUCGAACGGCGAAGAACGAUGGGUGCGCGCGAUGCCUCACCAGCACGACAACCACACGGCCAUGCUGGGAGAGGACUCCCUAGACAUGAGAUCUUCCCGAGGGUCCAGCUGCAUGUCCCUUGCGUCUGUCGGCUACGUGCGUGUGCGCGAUUCCACCGGACGCCUCGUCUUGAACGAAUCAGAUCAAGUCAUGGGAGCGCAUCGGUUUGCCCCGAGGCGGUUUGGCCUGGCGUCGGCGGCGCUGGUGCUCGAAGUGUCCAAGAUGCCUUUCCUUAGUAAACUCAAGUGGUAUUCCAUGGAAGUCCACCGCCUGUGGGUGCCGUGGGAGCUCGGCCACGUUGAAUUUGUGGUGCGGCGGGACCACCUUGUAGAAGACUCGUUGGCGAACGUGAUGUGCCUCAGUCCGGAGCAACUACGACAGCGAUGGCGGGUCUCUUUUGCAGGCGAGCCAGCCCUGGAUGCCGGCGGAGUGCUUAGGGAAUGGCUGGCUUUGCUGGUUUUGGCACUUUUCGAGCCAUCGUUUGGGCUGUUUGUUUCGACCGCUAGCUCUGAUCAUUGCGCUUGGAUCAAUCCAAUGUCUGGGGCAUACCAAGAUCGCCACUUGGAGUAUUAUUCGCUCGUGGGGCGCGUAGUGGGCAAGGCCUUGUUUGAAGAACAACUAUUACCUGUACAUUUGACCCUACCGCUGCUGAAGCAUAUCUUGGGCGUACCGAUUUCAUUUUCGGACUUGCAGUUCCUUGACGAUGAACUGUAUCAGAGUUUGGUGUGGCUCAAACGGUGCACCAGUGCCGCCGACGUUGAAGCGCUCGCGUUGGAUUUCACAGUGACUCGAACAAUCCCUCGACAAGCGUUAAAGGGUCACAGAGAGGUGGAAUGUAUUCCACUAGCUCCGGGCGGGGACUGUAUAUCCGUGACAUUAGUCAACAAAGCGGCGUACUUGGACUUGGUGUUUCAGUAUCACAUAUUGGACAGCGUCUCAUAUCAAUUGCUUCUGCUCCUUGGUGCGCUCUACUCGGUCGUGCCGGAAGAGUUGCUCAAAGUGUUUGAUUACAAGGAACUCGAGCUGCUUCUCUGCGGAGUACCCACCGUGGACGUCGAUGACUGGCAGCGCCACGCCCAAGUGUCAUUUUUACAAGAAGUGACCCCGCCGUCGCGGUUAGAACUGCAAAACGUGGCUUGGUUCUGGGCCAAUUUGCAUGAUUUGUCGAAUGAACAGCGAGCCAAGCUGUUGCAAUUUGUCACGGGGAGUAGUCGUGUGCCCGCGCAAGGCUUCAAGGCACUGAUCAGCACGGACGGCCGGGUGCAACCGUUCAAGCUGUCGUUCUGUCCGAUGGAGCACCUGUACCCGCGGGCCCACACGUGCUUCAACCGACUCGACUUGCCCCUCUACGAAUCGAAGAGCGAAAUGCUCACUUAUUUAAUCGCGGUGGUAUCCCAAGAUGCGACAGGGUUUUCUAUGGAGUAGGAGGAGAGUGUAUGUACACCGAAGAUGACCGUGAUCAUUGGUCGUGCUCCAAACUUGUUAUACCACGAAAUAAUAUUAACUUCAAUUGGAAAUGUCAA
Molecule: messenger RNA, 2047 nt
Organism: Aphanomyces astaci
Lineage: Eukaryota; Oomycota; Saprolegniomycetes; Saprolegniales; Verrucalvaceae
Exons: 10
Coding region: 66-1949 (627 amino acids)
Molecular function (GO): ubiquitin-protein transferase activity
Source: RefSeq, a predicted model, not a curated record